Messenger RNA from Corylus avellana, 1917 nucleotides. RefSeq names its product RNI-like superfamily protein. The record is from RefSeq and is a predicted model, not a curated record. Gene Ontology annotation, molecular function: protein binding. Lineage: Eukaryota; Viridiplantae; Streptophyta; Magnoliopsida; Fagales; Betulaceae.
UGUGGUAAUUAGAGGGAUUAAAGUACAGUUUUUUCUUUAAAGAAAAGAAAUCUUAUUCGUUUUCGAACCAGGCCAAGACACAGAAGACUUGCAUCAUCGAGAUCCAACGCCACUGAUAUCUGAAUUAAGAAAUUUGGAUGCGUUAAAAGUCCUUUGAAUUUUGAGAAGCUGGUGAAAUGGAAGACUGUUACUCCCUUGUAAGGAGAUGGGAGGACCUGCACACUGAUAUUUUGGUGAAGAUUUUCCAGUCUUUUGACAUAUUUGAGUUAACUAAGGGCAUUGCUCAUGUCUGUAGUGCAUGGCGUAUGGCUGCUUGUGAUCCUCUGCUUUGGAGAACACUUGAUUUAUCAAUGUUGAAAUCUAAUUUCAUAAUAAUCCUAUUAGAGCCAUAUGUUUACGUUGAUAGCCCAUCUGAUAAGACAUUGACUCGUCUGUUGAAGAUUUCUUUGAGUCUCAGCAGGGGAAACAUAACAACCUUGAUUUUCCAUUUCAACCUGUACGUGAAUGAUGAGCAGUUGACUUAUACUGCUGAAAGAUGCCCACAGCUCAGAAGACUUGUUCUGCCGGCUUGGAACAGAAUAAAAAAGACUGGAAUAUGCAAGGCCAUUCGCGCAUGGAAAGAUCUUGAGUCCCUAACAAUGCCUAGCAUAGCAAAUCCUCCAUAUCUUAUGGAGGAAAUUUCCAAGAACUGCAAGAACUUUAGUACACUGAAGAUUAUGGGCCCUUGUAACAUUUUGUUUGCUUCUACACUAGCCACAUAUCUUCCAAAACUACAGGUCCUAAGUCUCCGAUGCUCAAUUGUAGACAAGGAUGCUCUGAUCAUUAUCCUUGAUGGUUUACAACACCUAGAAGUGCUUAACAUAUCGCAUUGCCUUCUGAUAGAAGUCCUUCCACCUCCUGCAUCUAAAAGAGUUGUUCGAGAAAUUGAUCAAUCUAUUCUUGACAGGGCGUCUCGGUUGCGCGAAUUUUUAACAUGCAUGAAAGACUCAUGCAUUAUGUGCCAGCGAACCAAAAAUGAUGAAGGGCACGUUAGGUGGUACAGGUAUGAGGAAGGGUUUUGGAAAGCAGAUGAGGUGAGCUCUCUUGCACUUUGAUUAGAGCAUGCAGGGAUUGUACUUCAAUGAAUUAGAAGCGUAGUAUAUGACUCUUUUUUCCUUUGGUUAUUGUAUUGCUUUUAUGCUAGACACGGGAUAAAUGUCACAGAAUUAACAUAAACGUGAGCUGUCUGUGGUCUUACUUGUAUUGUUAAAAGGCAUCCCCCUGGCUCAGUGGUGGUGGGGUUCUGAGGUUUUUGACACAUCAUCUGCUUGGUUCGGGAUUAUUGAUGUCUGUAUUUUUUGUACAUGUAGUAAGUUCUUGUUGUAAUGGGAUUCUCAAUUUGGUCCCUCACUCACUUUCAGUAAUUAUGAAGAUUUGACUUGAAAUAUUUAGAGAUGAAUUACUUGCUGACAUUGUAGUCUCACUUGCAGGAUUCAAGGUAGCACUGAUGGUCAGUAUUUGUUUGCACGAUUCUUUAACACCACAUUUAUGUCUACAUUUGCUAAUGACCCCAUAUGUUCAUAGUCACAGUACAUGCAUUGAUGAUGGGUUGGUGUCUUGGAACCUUUUUGUGAUUGUUACAGAUAUCAGAUGUGGAUGAGAAAGUAAAAUAGGUUGUUUUAUAUCUACUGCAGAUAGACAUGUUUGGAGAUGGAGAUGAGCUUUAGACAGUGCUGAGUGCACCAUUUUUUUGACUAUUGUGUAUUUGUUCUUUGGGAUUGUUAUUGUAGGACAUCUUUUGCCAUCUUCUUAAACGCUUUCCGAUUAUGGCAUUAUCUCUGGCCUUAUUUGUUUUGUAUACACUUCAUUUCCAUAUUUGUAUUGAAGCAUAACCAUGUGUUAUGCAUCUUAUUUUGUUAAUUAUUUGUAUCAAGAACA